This is a messenger RNA of Diachasmimorpha longicaudata, 4982 nucleotides long. Its product is annotated as xanthine dehydrogenase-like. The transcript has 4 exons. The coding region runs from base 713 to 4804 and encodes 1363 amino acids. The record is from RefSeq and is a predicted model, not a curated record. Gene Ontology annotation, molecular function: iron ion binding; molybdopterin cofactor binding; xanthine dehydrogenase activity. Lineage: Eukaryota; Metazoa; Arthropoda; Insecta; Hymenoptera; Braconidae.
UAAAUAAUUUCAUAUAAAUAUAUAUAUUAAAUUAGCUCCGUAGAGCAUUUGCUAACUUUAUGCGUAAGACUUUUCCCUCAUUGGCCAUUGUAAUCGCUAUAUGUCUCAAUUCGAGGUGGGAAAUAGGAAUAGGUCGCGCGGAGCCUAUUUGAUCUCGUAUAAGAUUAUUCUCGCGUUUAUAGCACUAUUAUUAUUAUAUGAACAAAAUGAAGAGAAGAGGAGGUGUCUUCACGAUACCAAAAAUUGUUAUCGCAAUUCUCCAAGUUAUCUGGGGCAUGCCCUCAGAAUGUUUAUGUGUCGUAAGAUGUCCAAUAAAGAGAGCACCAAUAGAAAUAUCUGAAUUAUUUACAUCAAAGCCAGCUGUCGAUUAUCUGGCAGAGUAUGUCUUACCCACACCGAUUUCAAUUAAAUUUCAUAAACAUGGCGACUUGCACUGCCAGGAGCUCGAUUCGCUGAGUGUGAAAACCUGAAUUAAGCCGAAGUCAGGCUCUGUCUCUGAGUAAAUUGAUAUAUCGUCUAAUAUUUCAAAGUGGUGCAGUCAGUGGCCUCGGACAGCAUUCACUUCUCAGAGUAUUAUGGGGCCAGUCACGAUCAGGUGAAGUUACGCGUCACUGCAGUGACAGUGGAAUAUUAUCAAUUAUUACAGAGUCUACAAUCUCUGACCAUUAAACGAGUUGAGUCAAUUUAUUUCGGGAUACUAUUUCGGGAAGAAAUGGGAAAACCUCAGGAUGGGGGAGCAGAUGAGAGUGCGAGGAAACACCUGGGAGAUAAUCAACUAUUGGAAAUGAGGGAAUCGCAUACCUUGGUUUUUUAUGUUAAUGGGAAAGAGAUCAAUGACAACAACGUCAAUCCUGAAUGGACCCUUCUAUAUUAUCUUCGGAACAAAUUAAAUUUAAUUGGAACAAAGCUGGGGUGCGCAGAAGGUGGUUGUGGAGCGUGUACUGUGAUGCUUUCGAGAUUCGAUCGUCAAAGACGAAAAAUCCUGCAUCUCGCAAUCAACGCCUGCCUGACACCCAUUUGCAGUGUUCAUGGAACAGCGAUAACAACUGUAGAAGGCAUAGGCAGUACCAGGACUACACUUCAUCCCAUUCAAGAGCGCCUGGCCAAGGCCCAUGGAUCCCAAUGCGGCUUCUGUACCCCCGGGAUAAUAAUGUCGAUGUACGCCCUAUUGAGAUCAAAGCCCAAACCGUCGAUGCAGGACCUGGAACUCACGUUCCAGGGGAAUCUCUGUAGGUGCACGGGAUAUCGCCCCAUUAUUGAGGGCAUGAGGACCUUCACUGAAGAGUGGGAGCGAUCUCGAGUGGUUCACCAGACAUCUGAUUCCACCGACUGCGAGAUGGGGCCCUGUGCAAUUGGUGAAGCCUGCUGCAAGCGUGCCUUCACAUCGGAGCCAACAGAAGUCUUCAAUACCAAGGAAUUUCGUCCAUACGAUCCCACCCAGGAAAUCAUUUUCCCACCUCAAUUAAAACUCUCUGAUGAACUGGAUAAAGAGUAUUUGAUAAUCAAAGGGAAUGAAGUUACGUGGUAUCGUCCGACGACUUUACACCAACUCCUCUUCCUCAAGAACCAGUUCCCUAAUGCCAAGAUCAUUGGUGGUAACACCGAAGUCGGUGUGGAAGUUAAAUUCAAGCACUGCAAGUACCCAAUUCUGAUCCACACUAGACAAAUUUCCGAGCUGGGAAGUAUCCUCGUUCAAGACUCUCUAACGAUUGGUGCGAGUGUGACUCUGAUGGAGUUGGAAGAAUCCCUUACCGAUCUCAUCUCCGUCACUCCAGAAUACAAGACAAGAAUAUUCAAAGAAAUAGUCGAAAUGCUCCAUUGGUUCGCAGGAAAGCAGGUUCGAAAUGUUGCAGCAAUUGGGGGAAACAUAAUGACAGGAAGUCCAAUUUCAGAUUUGGUACCGAUACUAAUGGCUUCUGGAACGAAAUUGAACUUCUGCAGCCUCAAGAAUGGACACAGACAAGUUCCUAUAGACCACAACUUCUUCACUGGAUACAGACGGAAUAUCAGCAAGCCCGAGGAGAUCCUUUUGUCCUUAGAAAUUCCAUUCACCCAAAAAUCUCAAUAUUUUGUUGCCUAUAAACAAGCGAAACGGAGGGACGAUGACAUUGCCAUAGUCAACAUGGCAUUGAACGUGAUUUUCAAGAGCGAAACUGAUGAAAUCAUUAGAGCUCACUUGGCAUACGGUGGAAUGGCCCUGACGACGAAGCUCGCAGUGAAAACCUGCGAGCAAAUGUUGGGAAAACGAUGGAAUUCAGAUAUGCUGGAGUUGACCUACCGAUCAUUAGUCGAAGAAUUCCCACUGGAAGACUCUGCACCUGGAGGGAUGAUCCUCUAUCGAAGGUCCCUGACCCUCAGUCUCUUCUUCAAGGGGUUCAUUUACAUCAUGAAACAAUUACAGCAUGAUGUCCCUGGACUUGUACCAAUCCCGAAGGAAUUAUCUUCGGUGGAUGAAACAUAUCGCUAUAAAUCCUUCAAAAGUUCGCAGUACUACCAGAUCACUCCUGAUCACUCAGACCCGAAUGAUUUGAUCGGACGACUGAUCGUCCACUCCAGUGCCUUCAAACAAACCACUGGAGAAGCCUUGUACUGUGAUGAUAUCCCGAGGAUCGACGGAGAACUGUACUUGGCUUUAGUUCUAUCCACAAGGGCGCACGCAAAAAUAGUAGGGAUUGAUGCUUCUAAAGCCCUCCAGCUCGCGGGCGUAAUUAGGUUCUUCUGUGCUGAAAAUAUUCCGAAAGACAGAAAAUGGACGGAGCCCGUUGCCCAGGACGAGGAGGUGUUCGCCAGGGAAGUCAUGACUCAGGGCCAACCCAUUGGUGCAAUCGUGGCUCUAGACCAAGCGACGGCCCAACGUGCAGCAAGACUGGUGGAUGUGGACUAUGAAGAUAUGAAUCCUGUGAUAAUAAGCAUCGAAGAUGCCAUAUCAUCGAAAUCGUUCCUGGAUCCGUCUCCUAUGAGGCUCCAGAAUGGAGAUACAAGUCAAGCUCUUGCGGAAUCUGAUCACAUUAUCGAAGGUGAGUUCAGAAUAGGCGGUCAAGAGCAUUUUUACCUGGAGACGCAGUCAGUUCUAGCUGUUCCUAAAGAGAUCGACGAUCUGGAAAUAACCUGUAGCACUCAGGAUCCGAGCCAGUUGCAAAGAUUAAUUACUCAGAUCCUGGGAAUACCACAAAAUCGAGUAAAAAUCCAGGUGAAACGUAUAGGCGGUGGCUUUGGUGGUAAAGAAACCAAGGCAAAGAUGAUUGCAGUACCAGCGGCACUUGCAGCCUACGAACUCCAGAAGCCUGUUCGAUGUAUGCUCGAUCGGAACGAGGACAUGAUGAUCACCGGGGGAAGGAAUCCCUUCUUGUGUAAAUACCAGGUCGGCUUCACUAAGGAGGGCCUCGUGAAAGGAGCGAAAAUUGAGCUCUUCAUCAACGCUGGAUGCUCCAGGGAUUAUUCUCCCGAAGUGAUGGAGCGGGCAAUCCAUCACUGCGAAAAUGCUUAUAAAUUCCCAGCGAUUGAUGUGACAGGAUGGAUCUGCAAGAGCAAUCUCCCUUCGAACACAGCUUUCAGGGGCUUUGGGGGACCCCAGGGGAUGCUGGUAGCUGAAAACAUUAUCUGGGAUGUAGCCAACUUCUUGGGGCUACCAGUUGACAAAGUCUCGGAAAUGAACUUAUAUCAGGAGAAUGAUGUCACUCAUUACCAUCAGAAGCUCCUCCGGUGUUCCUUGGAUCGCUGCUGGGAACAGUGUAUUCUCCAGUCAGAUUAUAAGGCCAGAAAAGCCAGGGUGGAGGAAUUCAAUCGAGGAAAUCGAUACAGGAAACGAGGGAUUGCUAUUAUACCCACGAAAUUUGGAAUCGGGUACAGUCUGGCAUUUUUGAAUCAAGCUGGAGCACUGGUUCAUGUUUACACUGACGGUUCGGUGCUCAUUACCCAUGGAGGAACUGAAAUGGGCCAGGGGUUACAUACGAAGAUGAUUCAAGUUGCGAGUAGAGUUUUGAGGGUUCAUCCUGAUAAAAUUCAUAUCUCUGAAACAGCAACUGACAAAGUGCCCAAUACAUCAGCGACUGCUGCCAGCAUUUCUUCGGAUUUGAAUGGAAUGGCUGUGCUAAAUGCUUGCAAUACUAUCAUGGAGCGCAUCAGGCACAUUAUCGAUAGCAGUCCUGGGGGGAAUUGGGAGGAAUGGAUCUCGAAGGCAUAUUUUGAGAGGAUUAGUUUGAGUGCAACUGGAUAUUAUCGCACUCCCGACGUUGGGUACGACUUUGAGACGAAUUCUGGGAUUCCUUAUAAUUAUUUUUCGUAUGGUGUCGCCUGCAGUGAAGUGGAAGUCGACUGUCUCACUGGGGAUCAUCAGGUACUGAGAACAGACAUUGUCAUGGAUGUGGGGGACAGUUUAAAUCCCGCCAUUGACAUUGGCCAGGUAGAGGGUGCCUUCACCCAGGGACUGGGAUUAUACACUCUCGAAGAGUUAAUGUAUUCACCUGAUGGUACGAUGUACACACGUGGUCCUGGGUCUUACAAACUCCCCGGUUUCAAUGACAUUCCCCGUGAGUUCAAUGUCUCGUUGCUGCGAGACGCACCCAAUCCACGGGCCAUUUACUCGUCGAAAGCAGUCGGGGAACCCCCACUUUUCCUCGCGGCCUCUGUAUUCUUCGCUAUCAAAAAUGCAAUUCAGGAUGCCCGGAGAGAUGCCAAGGCUACCGAUAAAUUCAGACUGGAUUCACCAGCAACUUCUGCCAGGAUUCGCACGGCCUGCAUCGAUGAAUUCAUUGCUCGAUUUCCAGAUGUUGAUGGCGAUAAGGCGUGGAACAAAGUACCGUAGCAAUUCGAGGAACUGUGGUUCGAGGACUCAGACGUAAAAAUGAUCUAUUCCUUAUCAACAACUCUCUCGCACCAGAAAAGGCAUUAGUGAAAAAAAUUUAUAUUUGUUCUAAACAACGGGAUGAUUUCUUGAUGACGAAAAAGCAAUUGUUCAUAUCAAAUAAAAUUGAAUUAAAGCA